Messenger RNA from Verticillium dahliae VdLs.17, 1245 nucleotides. Its product is annotated as GTPase-activating protein gyp10. Gene Ontology annotation, cellular component: endoplasmic reticulum membrane. Gene Ontology annotation, biological process: positive regulation of GTPase activity; endoplasmic reticulum to Golgi vesicle-mediated transport. The transcript has 3 exons. Bases 1 to 1245 code for a protein of 414 amino acids. Gene Ontology annotation, molecular function: GTPase activator activity. NCBI's taxonomy places the organism in Eukaryota, Fungi, Ascomycota, Sordariomycetes, Glomerellales, Plectosphaerellaceae. The record is from RefSeq and is a predicted model, not a curated record.
AUGGCCACUACGAACGGCCAGGUGUCUGAGCCUGUGAACGACGAUGGCCGGAAUAACGUCACCUCCCAGAAAGCUCGCGACAUUCUGGAAGCUUGCAAGUGGAGGAACACGGCAGCUCUCCAGGCGCUGGCUGCCACGGAUUGCGGCUUUAUGACCGAUGAUCUCCGAAGGCAAGCAUGGCCGGUCCUUUUAGGAGUGCCUUUCGAGAAGGAUGACCUCGAUGAUGCAAGAAAACCGCAGACGGGUGGUGAUUGGAAAGAGCUGCCACGGCACAGAGACGAGGACCAGGUCCAGCUGGACGUUAAUCGAUCAUUCAUUUACUAUCCCAAUAACCAGACCGAAGCUGAACUCGAUCACCGCAAACGAGAGCUCUCCGACCUCAUCACCGAAGUCCUCCGCCGCUACCCAUACCUCUGCUACUUCCAAGGCUAUCACGACAUCUGUCAGGUCUUCCUGCUCGUCCUCUCGGCGCCGCUACGCGCCCCUUCGCUCGCGCGCCUCUCCGCCCUCCGCAUCCGCGACUUCAUGCUGACGAGCCUCGACCCGACCGUCGACCAGCUCCGCCUGAUUCCCGACAUUCUCGCCGCCGCCGACCCCUCCCUCAAACACUACCUCGCCGGCACGGAGCCCUUCUACGCCCUCGCCGGCACCCUCACAAUGUACGCCCACGACAUCCAGGCCUACGGUGACAUCGCCCGCCUCUUCGACGUCCUCCUCGCCCGCGAGCCCGUCUUCAGCGUCUACAUGUUCGCCAGCAUCGUGCUGUCGCGCCGCGACGAACUUGUCGAGCUCGCCCAGGACCCGGACAACGACCCGGCGCUCCUCCACCUCGCCCUCUCCAAGGUGCCCCAGCACAUGGACCUCGAGCGCCUCAUCGCCGACACGUCCGCCCUCUUCGCCGCCCACCCGCCGAGCUCCCUCCCUGCGUGGCGCCGCCGCAUAUCGGAGGCGAGCUGCCUCAAGACGGCGCGCGACCUCGACGCGUGCACCCGCCAGACGAUGCAGGAUGGCGAGGCCUUGUUCCACCGCCAGCUGGACGAGCUGCGCGCCGCCGAGCGCAGGAAGAAGAUCCUCGCCACGCUGUGGGCCUAUCGCCGCGGCGCCGGCGCUGUGGGUGUCGCGGUGCUGGUCGGUCUGGCGGCGGUCUAUCUGCGGAGGACGACGGCGGGGAGCGGUCCGCUGGGCGUCAUCGGGACGUUCGUCACGCGGUGGGCGAACAGCACGGCUUGGACGUACAAAUUCUAG